Molecule: messenger RNA, 1897 nt
Organism: Mytilus trossulus (common blue mussel)
Lineage: Eukaryota; Metazoa; Mollusca; Bivalvia; Mytilida; Mytilidae
Exons: 11
Coding region: 141-1538 (465 amino acids)
Cellular component (GO): extracellular region
Molecular function (GO): chitin binding
Source: RefSeq, a predicted model, not a curated record
GUGUUUUUGUUCCGUUCAUAUGAUUUUAUUUCCGCUCAUAUAUAAUUGAUAUAGGCUUAACAUAAAGAGUCAUCUUUUUUAUGUUCGGGUUGCGGAUAAAUUACUAGAGACAAAAGUAUCAAAAUCAGAUAGGCACGAAAAUGGAGCAUAUGUUUAUUCUGUUCAUGUUGAUUGCAUCUGUCUGUGCAGUGAGCUGGCCACGUGGAAGGUACUCGCUUCCGAAAUCAAAAUCAGGAUGCCCACCUGGAUGGGCUGAAGGAUGUAGAUAUCAGGAUAAUGAAGAUAUACAUAAUGUUAACGACGUUAGCUACAACCAUCACCUCAGUGGAAUUUUUGGCAGAAACACGAAGCUGUGUUACUGUACAAAAACAUCCUACAGUGGAUCAGGAUCCUGGCCACGUGGAAAUUAUUGUAUUGCGAGAUAUGGUCGUUCAUGUCCUUCCGGAUUUAGAACAGGCAGUAUCUAUUGGGAUGAUGAAGACCACAACAAUGCUAAUUCAAAGAAUGGAUUUCUUCCAGAUGGAACAUAUAAUAGAAACACAAGGAUAUACUACUGUUGCAGAUCUGAUGGACCUUCUUACAGAAGCAUAGUAUUACCAACUAGUAAGCCCUUCUAUUUGUACCAUUACACAUCAACACUAUGCCAGCGUGUGCGAGGAAUGAGCGCACGUGAGGAAUUUGUGAAAACAGAUGAUGAGGAUACUCAUAACUACAGUGCCGAUGGUGGCAGUCAUCCAAAGAAAACUGAGACAACCAGAAUACACUACUGUUAUUAUUAUUGCAGUACAAUUAUCAAUGGAUAUUUGCCCAAUCCAUACGACUGUUCGUCCUUCAUACAAUGUGGACAUGGUAUUUCUUAUACCAUGCCCUGUCCCGUUGGACUACACUGGAACCGGCGUAUUAAUGUUUGUGACUGGCCCUCAAACGCUGGUUGUGUCAUAGUGAGCUGGCCACGUGGAAGGUACUCGCUUCCAAAAUCAAAAUCAGGAUGUCCACCUGGAUGGGCUGAAGGAUGUAUAUAUCAGGAUAAUGAAGAUAUACAUAAUGUGAACGAUGUCAGAUACAACCAUCACUUUAAUGGUAUUUUCGGCAGAAACACAAAGCUGUGUUACUGUACCAAAAUAACAUAUGGUGGAUCGGGAUCCUGGCCACGUGGAAACUAUUGUAUUGCCAGGAAAGGGGGUUCCUGUCCUUCUGGAUUCAGAACAGGCAGUAUAUAUUGGUUUGACGAAGACCACAACAAUGCUAAUUCAAAGAACGGAAUUCUUCCAGAUGGUACCUAUAAUAGAAACACAAGGAUAUACUACUGUUGCAGAUCUGAUGGAUCUUCCUACAGAAACAUAGUAUUACCAACAAGUAAGCCCUUCUAUUUGUACCAGUACACAUCAACAUUAUGUCAGCGCGUGCGUGGAAUGAGCGCACGUGAGGAAUUUGUAAAAACAGACGACGAAGAUAUUCAUAACAACACUAGUGCCGAUGGUGGAAGCCACCCAAAGAAAACUGAGAGAACCAGAAUAUACUACUGUUAUUAUUCUUAAUGAUUUUACUUAUCUUAAGAAAUUAACACAACCAAAGUACACUUCUGAUAUUACUCUUAGUGACUUUACUUAUCUUAAGAAAUUAACACAACCAAAGUACACUUCUGAUAUUACUCUUAGUGACUUUACUUAUCUAAAGAAAUUAACACAACCAAAGUACACUUCUGAUAUUACUCUUAGUGACUUUACUCAUCUAAAGAAAACUGACACAACCAGAGUACACCACUGUUAUUACUCUUAGUGACUUAACUCUUCAACUAUUUGUCAUCAUAGACUAUAAGCCUGUUACUUUGAUAAAUUUACUCUUCUUUCAAUUUUUACACUGUGAUCUUUUGCUAUAAUAAAAGAAUUAUACUCAA